Messenger RNA from Dovyalis caffra, 990 nucleotides. NCBI's taxonomy places the organism in Eukaryota, Viridiplantae, Streptophyta, Magnoliopsida, Malpighiales, Salicaceae. The record is from the annotation of a GenBank genome assembly.
AUGGAAGGAGAAAAAGGUACAGUAUGCGUCACAGGGGGAACUGGCUACUUAGCCUCGUGGUUGAUCAUGAAGCUCCUGGAGCAAGGCUACUCUGUUCACACCACCAUGAGACCUGACCCAGAACACAAGAGGGACGUUAGCUUCCUAACAAGUCUACCAGGAGCUUCAGAGAGACUACAAAUCUUCCAUGCAGAUUUCAGUGACCCCAACGGCUUUGGUGUGGCUAUUAAAGGAUGCAUUGGUGUCUUUCUUGUAGCUACCCCUGUACCUCUAGAUUUUGGAAAAGGAGAAUCUGAGGAAGUAGUUAUCCAACGAGCAACCGAUGGAACAUUAGGAAUCUUGAAGGCUUGCUUGAACUCAAAAACAGUGAAACGAGUUGUGUACACUUCUAGUGCGUCAGCAGUAGUUUUUAAUGACAGUGGUGUGGACGUAAUGGAUGAAAGUUUUUGGAGUGAUGCUGAUUGCAUCAAAGCCUUAAACGUAUCCAUAGGUCAUUACUUUAUUUCCAAAACAUUAACUGAGAAAAGAGCUAUCCAAUUCGCAGAAGAACAUGGAUUGGACCUUGUAACAUUAAUCCCAACCUAUAUUCUUGGCCCCUUCAUUUGUCCGAACAUGCCUGGUUCAGUUCACACAUCAUUGGCUAUGGUGCUGGGUGAUAAGGAACAGUACAAUUUACUUAUCAAUACAUCUAUGGUACACAUUGAUGAUGUGGCUAGGUCACAUAUUUUCCUCCUUGAAUAUCCUGAAGCAAAAGGGAGGUAUAUUUGUUCUUCAGACAUAAUAACAAUUGAAGAGAUGUCUAAAUUUCUUUCUACCAAGUACCCUGAGUACCCGAUUCCAACAUUAGAAUCUUUAAAGGAUGUUGAAGGCUAUAAAUUCCCUGGUGUGUCCUCCAAGAAACUUCUGGAUUCUGGUUUCAAUUUUAGGUAUGGGCUUGACGAAAUGUUUGAUGGAGCAAUUCAAUGCUGCAAAGAAAAGGCUUUUCUCUAG